AACAGCUGGCAACGAGAGAGAAAGAUCUUGGAAAGGGCUUCAUCACCACACAUACAUGUACAUGUACUCGACUCCGAUAACGAUAACAGUAUCUUUGUAUCUUUCCUUCUCUCUUAAAAGAUACUAGUAGCUAGCUGGUAACAUGAACCGCAGCGACGUGAUUGGUGGCUCAGCGGUAGCCUUAACGGAGGCUCUACCGUUUGUGGCUGGAAUACCUCGAGUGUAUCUCGUGUCGGAUGCGAUCGAUACCAAUGGACGCUUCUUGCUCUACACCUUGGCGUCCCAAGUCUUGUCGUCUGCUUCCAACAACAGUAAUGAUAAGAAGAAGGGUCGAGUGCUAUGGUUGGGAUGCGGUCCUCUGACGCAGGAACAAAUCCUUCAAGGACUUCGCAAAAUUGGAUGCGAUCGAAGUGUCUUGGCGACAUCUACCCAAGCCAAUCAUAAGGAGCCAAAAUCAUUGACCAUUCGCAGUCUGUGCGUCGAAUUAUCCCACAAGAUGCUGCUGCAAGAUGACAGCCAUCAAGAUAUUAACAAAGUCUUCAUGAAAGAAAUGAUGCAGUUUGUGGAUCAAUGGCUACUUCUAGACAAUAACAGCAACAAUGAAAUGGGCACUCCUUGGAUCAUCCUAGAUGAUGUUUCGACAUUGGCAAACCUCGUGGGAGAGCAGCUCGUGUACCAAUUCAUUUUACAGUUAUGUGCCAAGAGUCAUGCUGGUGGUGAUGGGGUAACAAUGUCAACAUCUCCCGGAGUGAUACUGCGAUGUUCCAACGAUCAGGAAGAUGAAUCCUUACCAGUAUAUUCGGGAGCCUCCCUGAAAGGGCAUCAGGCUUGGUUUGGAGCUGGGGGCGCUAAUAAUAGUACUCAACAACAACAACAAGCAAUCCACAGUGAGGAACCUCCCUGGGAACGAUCACUGGUGGAACUGGCAGACGGUGUCAUGGAUGUGCUGCCGUUGGCCAGUGGAUACACAAGAGAGUUACAUGGCCGCAUUGUCCUCACCGAAAUGCCAUUUGGGAGGGGAUGGAAACACAACAACAAGCAGCAAUCUGAUGCCGCCGCAAUAAGGAAUACGCACUCCAAAAAAGCAUAUCCUGCCAUGCAGAUUGUCAAUUACUGCAUCACGGAUCAAAACCCAAAGAUUGUGGCGUACAUCAUGUGAGACGUUCGUACGGUACUGUACGUGCUCUCGUUGUGAAGAGGUUGGGGAGAGUUUGGUUUUCAAGUGUGGAACUACAAUAGAUUGGGUUGGGAUCCUGAAUGGAAACGGUCCGACAGGGUCCAGUCUCAUUCGAAAAACCUGACUAAUCGACAACCACGGCGUUGGCGGGGUGGGGAACAAUUUGCGUCUUACCCACCGUGUUAGUGACAGAAUCAUGAUGUUGGUGGUACAAAGGUUUGCCUUGGUGGAUACUAGUAGGUAGUGCAAGGUCCUGGUCUUGGUUUCUCGUGUUGGACUUGUAAUCGAAGCCAGCUGGUGUCGGGUUACUACCGGUACAGGGCCGGAUUGUAUCAUUUUUUUGGAACAAUUGACAGGUGCAGACACUUAUUUGGGGCCAGGUUUGUUUUGUGAGUGUUUCAAGCACAACGGUAGCUCAUUCGAGGAGAUACUCAUGUAUACAUACACCGUAGGCAUCCUAGCUAGCUUUAUCCUUCAAUCCACACGCCACGAAGAAAAUAUGUCGCGUCUAUCUUACAGAAACUUUCUUCAUGCAUUGCUUGGAGUCCUAGCUAGCUAGAGAGGCCACGUUUCGUAUGGUCCUUCCCAGCUUCCCGGUCAUCAGCAAGGAGACUGCAAAUUUAUUUGUCUUUCGACUUUCGGGGUAGCAAAAGUGGUGCUUUGUGGAUCAAAUGUGCCAUCGAUGUUUCUACCGGUAUCGUACGGAAUCUUCAACUGACGUCAUCCAACGGCAGGGGUUGAUCGGAGGGUCCCGAAGGAGCUCCAACAAAUCAGCCGCAAACACUCAGCGCAUCGAUCUUGAUGCAAAACGAAGACAACGAUCGU
Messenger RNA from Seminavis robusta, 2002 nucleotides. Lineage: Eukaryota; Bacillariophyta; Bacillariophyceae; Naviculales; Naviculaceae. The record is from the annotation of a GenBank genome assembly.